CUUUUUUGUGAAGGCGCCAUGGCCGCCGAUCAGGAGCAAUUUUAUCAAAUCUUGACGACACUUUUGUCCACGGAUAAUACUACUAGAACGCAAGCCGAGGAGGUGUAUUUGAAUCUACCGAUCGAAACUAAAGUCAGUCACUUAUUGGGGGCUAUACUGAACGCGACUUUGAAUCAUGAGGCCAGGCAGAUGUCCGCAGUUCUCCUACGGAGGGCGUUCUCCAGCGAUUUCAUGGACUUCUACCCGAAGCUGCCGCCGGAGAGUCAAGCCCAGUUGAAAGAGCAAGUGUUGCUGGCCGUCCAACAGGUCGAGACCGAGCAGUUGAGGCACAAGGUGUGCGAAGUGGUGGCCGAAGUCGCCAGGAGUUUGAUCGACGAUGACGGCAACAACCAGUGGCCGGAAUUUUUGCAGUUUCUAUUCCAUUGCGCCAACGAUCAGAAUCCAAUCCUCAAAGAAGCGGCGUUACAAAUGUUCACCAGCGCCCCCGGCGUCUUCGGCAAUCAACAAAACAACUAUUUGGAUCUGAUCAAGCAGAUGCUCUUGCAAAGCCUCCAGCCCACAGAAGUUUACGAAGUCCGUUUUCAAGCCGUGCGAUCCGUGGGAGCUUUUUUGCUAAUCAACGACAAGGAAACGCAAAUUCUAAAGCACUUUAACGACCUGUUGACGCCCAUGUUGCACGUAAUGGCCGAGAGCAUUCAACAGCAAAAAGACGACACUCUGCUGAAAGUUCUCAUCGAUUUGGCCGAGAACGUUCCGAAAUAUUUGAGACCGCAAUUGGUACCGAUCUACGAAAUGUGCAUGAAAGUCUUCGCCGAUAACGGCGCCUUGGACAGUUGGAGACAACUGGCCCUUGAGGUGAUGGUAACUCUGGCUGAAAUGGCGCCGGCCAUGGUACGCAAAAAUGCCGCCAAAUACAUGGAACAAUUAGUUCCGCUUAUUCUUCAAUUCAUGGCCGAUGUUGAAGACGAAGACGAUUGGGCCCAGUCCGAUGAACUCCUAGAUGAAGAUACCGAUUCCAACAGAGUUGUAGCCGAAGCAGCUUUGGAUCGUUUAGCUUGCGGAUUAGGCGGCAAAAUCAUUCUGCCUCUCGUAACGCAAAACAUACCCGCCAUGUUGGCCAGUCCGGAUUGGAAACAACGACAUGCAGCUCUAAUGGCUUUGAGCGCAAUCGGCGAAGGUUGUCACAAGCAAAUGGAAGGAAUGCUGCCGCAGAUUAUGAACGGCGUACCGGGCGUCAUGAACGGUAUCCUUCGUUACCUGCAGGAUCCCCAUCCGAGAGUGAGAUACGCGGCCUGUAACGCAGUAGGUCAAAUGUCCACCGAUUUCGCGCCUACGUUCGAAAAGAAGUUCCACGCCAGCGUCGUGCCGAGUUUACUCAUGCUGCUCGACGAUAAUAACAAUCCCAGGGUGCAAGCUCAUGCAGGAGCCGCUUUGGUGAACUUCGCCGAAGAUUGCCCUAAGCACAUUCUCAACGGUUACUUGGAACCUCUGAUGAGCAAAUUAGAAGGGAUUUUAACGGCUAAAUUCAAAGAAUUGGUGGAGAAGGGCACGAAGCUCGUACUGGAACAGGUCGUUACAACGAUCGCUAGCGUAGCCGAUACCGCCGAACGAGAAUUUAUAAGCUACUACGAUCGCUUGAUGCCUUGCUUAAAAUACAUCAUUCAAAACGCCAACAAAGAGGAGUUGAAACUCUUGAGAGGUAAGGCAAUCGAAUGCGUCACUUUAAUCGGCAUGGCUGUUGGAUCUGAAAAGUUCAGUGCCGACGCAACUGAGGUUAUGGAUAUGCUGUUGAAAACUCACGAUGGCGCUGAAUUACCCGACGACGAUCCACAAACUAGUUAUCUCAUUUCGGCUUGGUCCAGAAUUUGUAAAGUACUCGGUAAAAACUUCGAGCAAUACCUACCAUUGGUGAUGGGACCAGUGAUGAGAACAGCAGCUAUGAAACCGGACGUAGCUCUACUAGACAACGACGAUAUGCAAGGAGUCGAAGGCGACGAGGAUUGGCAAUUCGUCUCCUUGGGAGAACAGAAGAACUUCGGAAUUCGCACAGCAGGUCUCGAAGAUAAAGCCGCCGCUUGCAGUAUGCUGGUGUGUUACGCUCGCGAAUUGAAAGAGAGCUUCUUGAAUUACGCCGAGGAGGUCGUCAAGCUGAUGGUGCCGAUGCUCAAGUUCUAUUUCCACGACGGCGUCCGCAACGCCGCGGCGGAGUCGCUGCCUUGGCUGCUCGAGUGCGCCGUAGGCAAGGGGCCCGCCUACGUCGGGGACAUGUGGAGAUUUAUUUGCCCGGAAUUGUUGAAAGCUAUCGAUACCGAACCGGAAAAUGAGGUGUUGAUGGUGAUGCUCGAUUCAUUAGGAAGAUGUAUUCAAAAAUUAGGACCUAACUACAUUGAUCAAGAGUCCAUGACUGAAAUAUUAAGGAUAGUUGAUAAGUUGAUGAAGGAUCAUUUCGAAAGAGCCAAUGACAGGCAUAAGAAACAUUUGGAUGAAGAUUAUGAUGAGGAAGUUCAAGAGCAACUCGAAGAUGAAGAAUCCGACGAUAUUUACGUCCUGAGUAAAAUAACUGAUGUCAUUCAUUCGUUGUUUUUGGUUUAUAGAGAAAACUUUAUACCGUUCUUUGAUCAAAUCUGUAGUCACUUUGUUAAUCUUUUGUCACCUAACCGCGGUUGGGCCGACAGACAAUGGGGCAUAUGCGUUUUUGAUGACGUUAUCGAAUUCACGGGCCCCGCUUGUGCUAAGUAUCAGGGCUAUUUCCUUCAACCGUUAGCUUUAUACAUAAAAGACAAGAGCACAGAGGUCCGUCAGGCCUCGUGUUACGGCUGGGGCGUACUGGCCCAACAUGGCGGCGAGCAGUUCGCCCGAGAAUUGGCUAAGGCCGUGCCUUUAUUGGCGGAGGUCAUUAGCGAUCCGGAGUCUAGGGAUCCCAGAAAUAUAAACGCUACUGAAAACGCGAUUUCGGCUGUUACUAAAAUUAUGAAAUAUCAGAGUUCUCAAAUUAACUUAGACGAAAUAAUACCGCUUUGGUUCUCUUGGCUUCCUGUAAUCGAAGAUGUGGACGAGUCACCGUACAUUUAUGGUUACAUGUGCGAUUUAAUUGAACAGAAUAACCAACACAUAUUAGGACUAAACAAUUCAAAUAUCCCAAGGAUAAUCAGUAUAAUCGCAGAGGCGUUUUAUCGAGAGGUAAUAGAACCUUCGAAGCCUGAAGGUUUUAGAAUGUUGAAUAUCGUUAGACAAGUUCAAUCGAACGAAACGUUUUUCCAAAGCGUUGUGCAGUCGUUGUCGCCUGAGCUGCAGCAGGCCUUGCAUGUGGCGCUUCAUACAAGUAUACCAGCCACGUCUUAGCUGAGAAUAAAAAUCUAAGUUAUUGUAUUUAAAUUUCAUUUGAUCAAUCAGCUGGUUCUUUAAAUAUUGUGGUUUUUUUCCGCCGCCAGAGAUUUUAACGUAAUUUAAUCACUCAUUUGGAAGUUGUUUGAUUGUUUCCAAUAUUGUGUAUUUAAGGAAAAAAAUUGGCAAAUUUUUAGAGCGAGCAUUUAGAGUUGAAAAUAAAAGUUAUAGCUAUAAAAAUUAUUUUUAUAUUCAUCUGAUGUUAUAUCUCAUCAUUGUUUUUUAUUAUGUAGCGAUUUAAACAAUUUUUUACUGGAAUUUUGUGAUCGACGAGAACCGUUUUAUUUGUCAAUUCCUUUGUCAACUGAUACUGUACAUAGAAUUCAACAAUUAAUUUUGGACUAUAUGUGAUACUUUUUUUUUCAUUAAAAUUAUAAAGUAUUUUUGUCUAAAACUUGUUCUUAGUGUAAUUAUUUAAUCACUAAUGAAGUUACAUGAAUUAUCUCAAUAAAAGCAUUUCCCCGAUA
Messenger RNA from Phyllotreta striolata, 3851 nucleotides. NCBI's taxonomy places the organism in Eukaryota, Metazoa, Arthropoda, Insecta, Coleoptera, Chrysomelidae. The record is from the annotation of a GenBank genome assembly.